Molecule: messenger RNA, 1860 nt
Organism: Miscanthus lutarioriparius
Lineage: Eukaryota; Viridiplantae; Streptophyta; Magnoliopsida; Poales; Poaceae
Source: the annotation of a GenBank genome assembly
AUGGCAGCCACCGCAGCCUCCUCGGCCGCCGCCGCCGCCGCCGCGUCGAACUCCGAUGAGGAAGAAGACUAUGAGGAGUACAUCCCAGUCGCCAAGCGCCGGGCCAUGGAGGCCGAGCGCCUCCGCCAGCUUCGCCUCUCCAAGUCGGCGCCGACCUCCGCCGCCUCCACCCUCCCGCUGCCGCCUCCUCCGCCUCUUUUGCCGGCUCAGGCCUCCGUUCCCGACGCCGCCGCGAAGCCCAGCCUUCUCGUCACGGCCACGCAGCUUAAGCGCGCGGCCCCGGAGGUGACCGCCACGGAGCAGCGCAUCCAGCAGGAGAAGGAAGUGAUUGAGAAUCUCUCAGACAACAAAUCCCUCAGGUCAGUCCGCGAGAUCGCCAAGGGCAUCAUCUACACGGAACCGAUCCAGACCGGGUGGAAGCCGCCCCUCCGCCUCCGCCGGAUGCCGCUCGCCAAGGCCAACGAGCUCCGCCGCAAGUGGCACAUCAUCGUCGACGGUGACGAUGUCCCGCCUCCUGCGCGUGAUUUCCGGGACCUCCGUCUCCCGGAGCCCAUACUCCGGAAUCUGCGCGAGAGGGGUAUCGUCCAGCCCACGCCCAUCCAGGUGCAGGGGCUGCCCGUUGUGCUCUCUGGGCGUGACAUGAUAGGCAUCGCGUUCACGGGGUCGGGGAAGACUCUGGUGUUCGUGCUGCCACUUAUCAUGGUGGCGGUGCAGGAGGAAACGUUGAUGCCGAUUGUGCCUGGGGAGGGCCCGUUUGGGAUGAUCAUAUGCCCAUCACGGGAGUUGGCUAAGCAGACCUAUGAUGUGAUUGAGCAGUUUCUCAUUCCACUCAAGGAGGCCGGAUACCCGGAGAUAAGGCCUUUGCUUUGCAUUGGGGGUGUGGAUAUGAGGACACAGCUUGAUGUGUUGAAGAAGGGCGUGCACAUUGUGGUGGCAACGCCCGGUCGGCUCAAGGAUUUGCUUUCCAAGAAGAAGAUGAACCUUGACAACUGCAGGUACUUAACCUUAGAUGAAGCGGAUAGGCUGGUUGACCUAGGAUUUGAGGAUGACAUCAAGGAGGUUUUCGAUCAUUUCAAGGAUCAAAGGCAGACCCUUCUUUUUUCUGCUACUAUGCCUCAGAAGAUUCAAAAUUUUGCGAAGAAUGCCCUUGUGAAACCAGUUACUGUCAAUGUGGGAAGAGCUGGAGCAGCAAAUCUAGAUGUCAUUCAAGAAGUCGAGUAUGUCAAGGAAGAUGCUAGAAUUAUAUACCUCCUUGAAUGCCUCCAGAAGACUCCACCUCCUGUUCUCAUUUUCUGUGAAAACAAAGCUGACGUCGACUACAUCCAUGAGUACCUUCUUCUAAAGGGAGUGGAGGCUGUUGCUAUCCAUGGAGGAAAAGAUCAAGAGGAGAGACAGAACGCAAUUGACUUCUUCAAAACUGGAAGGAAGGAUGUUCUGGUGGCUACUGAUGUUGCAUCAAAGGGUCUUGAUUUCCCUGACAUCCAGCACGUCAUUAACUAUGACAUGCCUGCCGAAAUUGAGAACUAUGUCCAUCGAAUCGGUCGAACUGGUCGAUGUGGGAAGACUGGCAUAGCAACUACCUUCAUCAACAAGAAUCAAACUGAGACCACGCUUCUCGAUCUCAAGCACCUGCUGAAGGAGGCUAAGCAGAGGAUUCCACCGGUGUUGGCGGAGCUCAACGAUCCAUUGGAGGAUGAGGAAAUAAUUGCCAAGGAGAGUGGUGUUAAAGGUUGUGCAUAUUGUGGUGGGCUUGGCCAUCGUGUCAGUGACUGUCCGAAGCUGGAGCACCAAAAGUCCAUGGCAAUUGCUGGCUCGAGAAAAGACUACUUUGGCGGCGGGGGUUACCGAGGAGAAAUAUGA